Messenger RNA from Maniola jurtina (meadow brown), 11183 nucleotides. It is a transcript of the gene chinmo, whose product is annotated as zinc finger protein chinmo. The coding region runs from base 603 to 1889 and encodes 428 amino acids. Gene Ontology annotation, molecular function: protein binding. NCBI's taxonomy places the organism in Eukaryota, Metazoa, Arthropoda, Insecta, Lepidoptera, Nymphalidae. Gene Ontology annotation, cellular component: nucleus. The transcript has 7 exons. Gene Ontology annotation, biological process: regulation of transcription by RNA polymerase II. The record is from RefSeq and is a predicted model, not a curated record.
UUCUGCGACCGAGGUCACAAAUCAACUUAGUUGGAGCUAGACUGGUGGAAAUCAGCGAAGCCUUGAAGCAGCGUAGAUCACGAGCAACUACAAUGUGUCGGUGGCGGCGCGGCGUGUGCAGAAUGGGCUGCAGUGCGACGCCCGCGAGGGGCGCCGCUCUAGCCAUCUUUUUCAUUUUGCGACUUGCGUGCGUCUUUUUUCGGCAGCGCGUUAACCUUGAAUUUUUUCAUAGCGAAGCCGACUGCACGUACGCGGCAAGGCGAGUUUAGGAUAGUCGUAGAGCGUCCCCCCACCCGGCACGUCCAAAUUUUCUGCAUUCGGACGGUGUGACUGCGAGUUUUCGGCGGUCGCAUUCGCGAGCGAGGCUCCCAGCGGUUAGGAGCGACGCGGUGUAUCUCGACCUGUGCACAGCGGCGACCGGCGCCAGCGCGCGCUGCAAUAUGCGGAAGUGAGGACGGACAUCGCGCACCAGUAGUGCCAGUGAAACAUGCAGUGAACGCACACUCAGUGAUACGAACUAUGAUAUAUUUGUGCACGGCUCGCGAAGAGCACUAAAUGGUUUUGUUUUGAAAAAAUCUCAAGGACUGUGGAAUUCGACAUUCAUGGAAUCGAGGGCAGGUAUCCGAGGCGGCCCGGGUAUGGACUCCCAGCAGCAGCAGUACUGUCUCAAAUGGAACAGUUUCGGCUCCAACUUGGCCACGUCGUUCGCGAACCUCUGGAACUCGGAGAGUCUCGCCGACGUCACCCUGUACUGCGAAGGUCGCCAGUUUAAAGCACAUAAGGUGAUCCUGGCGGCAUGCAGCAAGCACUUCCAGGAGUUGUUCGACACGGCCCCGCCCAGCCAUGCGGGCGCCUGCUACGUCAUCCUCGAGGCGACCACCGCUGACAACAUGCAGGCCCUCCUCGAGUUCAUGUACAAAGGAGAGGUGCAUGUCAGUCAGGAUGCACUCUCCAGCUUUCUCAAAAGUGGGGAGAAUUUGCAGGUUAAGGGCCUAUCAAUGGAAAUGUCCAACGACGCGUGGGUGAAGCAACAAACCCAGCAAUCCUCAGACCGUCACCAGGCGCGGGUGAAAACGAGUCCGGUUUCCGGGUCAGGCACCUGCGACGUCCAGGACGCAGCCCAGCCUCAAUCCCACCCGACCACAUUCGCCCCCAUGCCGUAUAACUACCCUGGAAGUGGUGGUAUGGGUCGUUAUGCCCCACCGGCACACUUACCCAUACACUCGACCACACAUCGCAGACCGCCCCAGCCCAAACCUUCGCCGUCUCAGAGUCCACAUACUAGAAAUUACAGGCAAAGUUCGUCCUCGUCACACUGCGGCAGCGUGGUCGACGAGCCCGACACUCGCUCCUCGCCAGGCGCCGGCGCGAGAUAUGAAGACACUCCCGACUGCACGUCCACCCUCGCCAACCCAGUCAAGAACAAUGGAUACGAACGGGCCGCCUCAGCUAAUGACGAAAUGAUGGAACGCUUGUCAAACGACCAGGGCGCUGAAGAUUUACGGGUGAAAAGUGAAGGCGACUACAACGCCAGCGGAUACAACAACUCACCGCCCCCCGCCGUGCCCAUACCAACCACAAACUACCACGACAAGCCGCACGACACAUCGCCUGUACCGCCCAAACCAAGUCCUGACAACAUAUGGCCAGCAAAAUUGAUCACGAGCAAAUCCGGUGGAAUCGCUACCGCUGAUGGUAAAAAAUUAAAAUGUCCAUACUGCGAGAGAUUGUACGGAUACGAGACGAAUUUGCGCGCUCACAUCCGACAGCGGCAUCAAGGCAUACGAGUGCCGUGCCCGCACUGUUCGCGCACCUUCACGCGCAACAACACGGUGCGGCGCCACAUCGCGCGCGAGCAUCAACGCCCUCUGGCCAACCAUACGCAGUAAAGCUGUCCUUUUAUUUUUUAACUUUUAUCAACCGAUCUACCUCUGCUCUUUCCGACGCACGCGGGCGAUAUCGCACGAUUUUAUCAAAAAAUAUGUGCAUAAACUAUCAAAUUUAAAUAUAAUUCCUAAAUAUGAUAGUUUAUUCUGUAAGAAUCCGUGUAAUAAUGUAAAUCGAGGUCCCCCGCGUCGCGUCACUACUCUUUGUAACUUGCGUACAAUAAAAUACCUCGUUGAUGCAUAUUUUGUAACAGUAAUCUACCUCAAAAAUUGAUCUUAAGAUUUUUUAAGAUUUUGGAAUUUUGCGAUACUAAUUGUUACUUAAUUUAAUAUUCACGUGUGACUUCGAAUGGUUGCUCAGUGCUCGUCUCUAUAUCUGGUACCGUGUUUAAAACAUAUUGUACCUUUAUUAUUGCACCCUCAUCGCGUUUACGUACCUUAAUUUGACUGUGAGAAUAUAAAGUUACCUUUGUUAGACGAUUUAUUUUGAGCUCUCGGUCGAGUAUGACAUAGCUUUUAUUAUAUUAUACUGAGCUAGGGAAUCUUAGAAAUGAUGUUGAGACUGAUGGUCAUAGGCUUAGUGUAUGUAAAUAAUAGGAGAAUGUUGUAUAUCGCCUUGGCCUAGGUUGAGACAUGCGUUUGACGUUGCACAGUGGCAAAAUAAUUCUACAAUAUUAUACUUUUAUUUACACUAUUCUAUAUCCAUUACAAUAGACUGUUAAACCGGGUUAAGUUUAUUUUAUUUGAACACAACUGUGAUACAAUAGAACAGACUCUAUAUAUUAUUAUUAAUUUUUGCCACUCUGUUCAUUUUAAGAGAAAAUAAGAACGUGCGGGAAACGGACGCAGCAGUUCUAGAAACAGUUUUGUACUGUACAGUCGAACGGUUUUAGUUUGUACAAAGUACAAUUGCCCUAGAUGCAUAAGUAGGUAGGUGAAACGUGUUAAAAGAAAUUGCGUGUAAAGUUGGACGCAUGAAUGUGUUUUUGCAGUUCAUUACCGUCGGUAGUUCCAGGCUCCUCCACGCGGAUGUUACUAUUGAGACCAAAUAAUUAUAUGUUUUUUGCGAUGGUGUCGAUUUUAACAUUCCGUUUUAAUAUUGUUUUGCUAUAGUACAUAUAGAUGAAGGCCACUUAUUUUAAAUACCUAGUCAUUUCAAGUGCAACCAGUUGAGAUUUAAAGAAUAAUUAUUUAAUAAAUAAUUAUAAGAGCACUCGUCGGUGUUAUUGUAUUAUAAUAUUUGUUGUGUGGACACCGUCGAUGCUCGUUAACUAUUUGAAAUAUUUUAAUACACUUAGAUUCCGAACUAUAUACGAUUUUAAGUUGAUUUUUUUUGCAAAGCAAACGGGACAGUGCCAAAUAAACCUCAAUUUUAAGUAUCACAUCUACUAUUUAUAUUAUUUUUUGUUAUAAGUGUGAAUGUAGCGACUGUGUGUAUUAUUCCUGAUAUUUAGGAAUAUGUUGCAUUCAUAUUUAUUAUAUUUAUAUUUUAGUGUAUAUUUAAAUUUUAUUUUUAUGACAAACGCUUUACAAAGGCUCAGUGAUUUUAUUAAAUUACAGUUGUAGUUUCUGUCUUUUUGUUAAUUGGGAAUUCCCGAAUAAUUUACCUCAUUUAAACUUAUCGCAUUUAAGAGUUUUGCUAUAUUUACACUUCGCUGAUUUAAGUAGUCUUUCUAGUGUCAGUAUGGAUGGGAAUGUCGUUUCUAAUUUAAGACAAACAAAGAUAAAUUAUACUAUACUGUCUCACUUUAAUGUACCUAUUCUUAAAAUAUUUCCUGUACAAUUUUAAAGAUGCUAUUUUUAUUCUUAACAGUAAAUCGUAGAAGUUAUAUUCAGUUCAGAUAAAGUUUGAGCAAUUCUUUCAAAAAAUAUAUUUUCAAUCUGUUUUUGUCGAUUUGUAAUUAUUCGUGUUGAAGACUCGACUUGUGGACUUAAGAAUUUAGCGAUGGCGAUGAAAUUUGUCAAAAUAUUAGGUUUGCCUGCAAUAAACGAUAGAAAAAAAAGAGUAUGGCCCAAAAUAUAAAAUUGUGAAGAAAACAAUAAACUUGGAUUUGGUUGAAUCGUGAAGGCAAUGCAAUUUAUUUGAAAUAUUGCAUUUUUUUAGGUAAAAAAGAAAAAUGUAAAUUAUGAUACGGUGAAAAGAUUUGCAAGCGGCAAAAAAAUAUAAUUUUUAUACCAAAGGCAUCGAAGAAAAUAAACUGUUUAUAAUUUGUAUCUCAGACUACGGAAUAUGAGAAAAAAGGAUUUCUUUAUUUUAUUUAUUUCCCUGUUUGAGCUACGAUUUAUUAACGUUUGAUAUUUGAACACUAAUGUCAGCUUUUUCAUUUUUUUAUUUACCUAUCUUAUUAGCAGUGCCUUCAAUUUCACUAUCGGAGACUUGGUCAGUCAGGAUGUCGAACGUUAAAUAAAAAGAAACCCUUUGACGAACGGAUCCUUAUUGAUUCAUUUAUAUUAUUAUUAAUUAUUGUUUUAAAUAUUUGGAAUUCUUGUGUUAGGUGUAUUGUUAAGAGCAAGUGUUUUUCUAUUUCGGUUUAAUUGUUAAAUUUAUUUUUUACUUUCUUUGAGAAAUUAGGUAAAAGGAUAGAAGUCGAGUAUUCUGUUCUGUCCUUUACGUUUUUCAUUAUGAAUGAAAAAUUCAUAGAUGUGAUUUCUUUUGACAUUUAAUGUUUAUUUGUGAUACGUAAAAAGGGAAUUGCAUUAAUGCAUCACGUUUGAGCUUUUAUUUUUUUCAAUGUUGCGUUUAAUUUUUAUGUUUAAGGGGUACUUAUUGAAGGAUAUCCGAAAAGUUGACACUAGAUCGCCAUGUUUCUGUAACUUGCAUCACUUCUUUCUAAUACUUGUAAGGUACAAAUUAAAAAUCACGAUAUCAUAAGUCAAUUUGGAUUGUUUACAUCUAUUUAGUUUUCCUUUUUGGAUAAGUUAUCCACGUGGUCGUAUAACAAUUCUGUACGUCACGGAAUAUUUGAGAUCAUGUCUAAAUUAAGUUUUUUCAUUGUUAAAAUUUAAUAUAAGCGGACGAUUAACUAAUGGUCCCCAAUAGUUUUAAAUGUUGUAUUUGAUGUGAUAAGGACUCUCACUUAGUCGGUGUAUCGCAAUCCCCUUCGGUUCUGGUCGAUCUCUCACGUUUUUAGUGAUUGUAACUCUGUUUAGAAAAUGUGCAAAUAAUAUGUUGUAUAGUUUCACUAAUUGGCAUGCGGCCGAGGACUAUAUUGAUGUUAUGGAUAUGAGGAACAAUAGAGAAAUGGUUAUGUUCGGUGUUAAUGUUUGGAGCAAGUGAAUGAAAAGUAUAACGUUAGUAGAUAUACAGAUUUACGAUUAAAUGCCACUUGUAAAUUCAUACAAUACGAUAAUAUUUUGCCUACAUUAAUGCAAUCAUUAUAAUAUAGCUAGUGUCCGACCGAAGGUCGAUUUUUGGUCGAUGCUGAAGCUGAAUAAAUCGGCUAGCGCCACAAUCUUCGACCGAAUUCGAAGGUUUAAUAACUUUAUAAAAUUCAACUUCAGAAAGUUAAUGUUAAUGGUAAUUGUAAUUUAAUAAUAAAAAAUUACAAAGAAUAGAAAAAAAAAUGUUAAUGGUUAUCUUGUUGAAUUUGUCAUAAACGGCACUUCGAAAUAAUAUCAACCUCGCUCCCCGCGCGUUGCCUCUUCCAUUGCCCUCUUGCGCAUUCGUAACAGUUUAGUCAACGUUUGACGUACAAUCCAAGAAAUUUAACAUCCACGUUGCCCGCACCUUAUCCCAAGAGCCAACACAGUCAAAUGGACAGCCAUUAAAUAUUAAAUUCAUUCACGGUUUUCGUAACACUGCCAUAUUAUAUUGGUUAAAUUGAUUGCAUUAAUUGCUAAAAAAUAAUUUGGUAAAUAGUUUGGUAGAUUUAUCAGGUGAUAAAGCUCCACUUUAUUUCUCUAAUCAAACACUCAAAACUGCAUUUACGAUUUCUUUGGUGGUAGUAAUGGCUCCUGUUUGGGAUCAUAAGUGGUAGGAAUAGUUUAGGUAUUUUUUUAAGUUUUAUUUUUAUGUAAAUAUGUCGCGAUAUGUCGUGAUGGUAAAGCCAAAGAUUGUUACGGGUAUGGUGACCCUCUGCCGUCACAUGGGCUACGCAGUGACUUUACAUUCAACCUGUUUGGUCAACAUUAUGAAAAAAAAUGAUCGCUGGUCGAGCCUCCAAUGUUGGUUACUUGGUUACAGUAAAAAUUAUACCGUUGAAUGUAAAGCACAGCACAGCCCGACUAGUACGUAAGUUAAUCUACCUCGAGGAAUAUAAUUUAGUAAUAAAUAAGCUUUUAAAUAGAUUUUUAUAUGAAGAAUUAAUGUAACUUAGUCUUUAAGAGAAAAGGAAAAAAUAAAAAAAAUUAAAGUACAAAUAUACUACCUCAGGAUUCAAGUUGAGUCUUAAUCAAAUUCUACGACCUUUGUGCAAGUAUUAAAUUAACGUUUGAAAUAUUGUGUAGUAACAGAUUUUAAGUAAUGUCUUGGAUCGUUAAAUUUGGGAUUAAAAACGCAGAGCAAUUUUAUGUAAAAAAAAGGAGUAAUUAGUAUGUAAAUAAAAUGGUUCGGCGUUUGGUUUAUACUUUAUAGUAUCAAUAAAUGUAUAUUCUGUCACGUUAAUUGAAUCUCUGCAAGGUAGUCAGUGCUUUCAACUCGGCGAAUAUGCUCAAGCAGGGAGUGCAUGGAGAUUUGAGCGCAAUCUAUAGUUACCUCUUAGCUGAGUUGAUAGUCCUAAUAAAAUCUAAGUAAGUGUUAAUUAGGUUAGUUAUUAAUAAUCUCAUUGAUGUUCUACCUCAUUUAAAACGCAAAAAACCGUUGAGAGAUCGACCGUGAGCCAUUCAGCGUAAUCGUACCUUUUUCACUCUCAGGAGUAUAAAACAUUUUUUUUUUUCAUAAUUUUAUUAUUACUCUUUCCCAGUUAUUUCUUGUGUUGCAUAGAUGUUACUAUGUUUUAAGGAGAUGAGAAAUGAAAAAUUAUUGUUUGUUAGGUUUCAGCGAAUUAAAAAAAUGUAACAAAAAUAUUUUUUUGGUUUCUUUUGUUUCUUCUGUUACCUUAUUUUCCUUUUUUUCUCUAAUAUUUUUCUCGACAAGUUACACCCGUCCAUCGUGUUUAACAUUUAUUAAUGUAAUUCUAAGUACGUUAUUUAAGGAAUUGAAAAUCGUAUAAUCAUAAUCUAGUUGCACUAAAAUGGACAGGAAUUUGUUUAAGGUAAUCAUUUGAUGUUUUAUAUUUUAAGGGUGCACUAGUGUCAUCGAGGGGUCUCCCUGAGUAUUUAUCUCUACGAAUUUGAUAAUCAAAGUAAUUAGUUAUUAUAGAUGUUCUCUCGCAUUACUAGGUAAGUAUAAAGUGACGUCAUCCGCUCAUUUACGAUCAUCGGUUCUAUCACAAAUGAAUUAAAAUACCUACAGUUUAGAUUAUAUUUUGUAAUACUUCGUUUUGUUUACUUUACAAAUUCUCUUUAAGAUCGCAUAUAACUUGUCCAAAUUGAAGCGUAGUAUUUGUUAAUAAAGCUAUCUUUGGUAUUGCGAAAAUGAUUUUCAAAAGAAUUCAUUUCAUAAAUGUUUCAAUUAUGUGCAAAAUAAAAUAAAGUCACCGAGAAAAAUAUUUUUCAACAAAAUAUAGAGCCAGUGAACGCAUGGAUAAUGAACGAUAUGGUGAAAGAGUUUUAUUAUUUUUUUAUAAACCUAUUGAAUUACAAAUAAUUCUAACUAAGUAUAUUUACACAAGGACUCCAUCAUUUUCAGCAACAAGUGCUUGGUGUCUAAAACAAAAUAUAUUAUUUAAGUAAGUACAGCAAGGUACCUAACGACAGGCAAGCAUUUUUUUUUAAAUUGUGUGAGCGACUCGCGCAUUUAUGUUCAUAGUCAGAAUUUUUUGUGCAACUGCCAAUAAUAACAACUGAAAAGUUUCAACUAAGUGAAGCGCGAACGCUAAAAGACGAACGCAUUAAGAAACUAGCGAACAAAAUGGUGUAAUUACACCCUUUUACAAUUCGCAAUUUAAUUCAGUGCAAUUUCACGAAAUAAAAUUUUACAGCAGAGUAAAUAACUGAAAGGAAGCUGCUAAAACUUUACUGUUUAAAAAUAUAAACUUUGGAUUCAAUUCUAGCACAGUUUUAGGCCUAAGUAGGUAUUUGCUUGAAAAUUAGUUGAAGUGUCGGAUCGAAAUCAGGAACUUUGAAUUCAAUGUUUUGCUUAGAAAUGAGUUCAGAUUUGUUUAAAGUGUGGUUUAAAAAAAAUAGAUAAUAUACUAUAAGUGUAAUCACACCGUUUUGUUCGCCAAUAAUUUUAUUAAAAAAAUAUCUUAGCGCCUGUCAAUUUAGUAGUACAUUGGAAAAAUCAAUCAGUCAAAACAUUGCUAUUUAAUUUUCACAGGCUGUACAUUUAAAAAGCACUUAAUUUCAAUUCGAUUCAAUUUGUUGAUAUUUAGUUUUUAGUAAGUAUAUACAUAUUGAAAAAAAUAUUUAAGAAUUGGAUCAUACUUUCACUGUGUCGUUUAAUUAGCCUAUACACCAUAUUUUCUUAUAAAUACCUAUAAAAUCUAUCGUUUCAUGGCUGUAAAUAAACAUACCUAACCAUCAACGCAUAAGUCAUCGAAUGUCAUCUCAUUAAGUUCCAAUUAUCUCGGUGUCACUUUAUGAUAUUCUUGGUGUCGAAUAUGUGUGCUAUACGUCCCCAAUUCUAACUGUUGAAGCCACGAGCACUUUUCUUCAAGAACUAAAGUACAAAUUGAAGUCUUAAAAUUACCGUCAGUACAAAAUAUGUAAUUAAAGAAAAAGUACAAUUACUUAAUUAUGUCGGAUUUUAUGUAAAUGUUGCCAAAACGUAUAUUUUUUGGAGCAUCCGCUGAGCUAUAAUUUAACUUAGGUCUAUCUGAAUAGAGUACAAAAUUGAAUGGAUUCUCUGAUUCAUAAUUAUGUACGGCAGCCCGCAGUGUUGGAUUAGGUAAACCAUAAUAUUUGUUAUUUAAUAUUAUAUUAAUUCAUAUUAGUUAGUAUUUGAUAAAGUUGGGAUUUCGUAUUAAAAAUAGUAUCAAAACUCUCUUCUACUUCAUAGCAUUAAUCUCUAUGGUAGAUAAUUUGGUUAAGGGGGUUAUUACGGAACUUCAACUUGUAUGUUUUUCAUAAAUGUACAUUUCUUUUACAUUAUUUUUUCUUCUACUCGUGAAGAGCAAGGGUAUACACGUACUCGGUAGAGUACAGGCUUAGGAUGAUAGUGUGUCGAUUGUAAGAUUGUAAUGUAAACCAUCAUGGUUGUAAAACGUAAGUAGGAUUUUGUACGUAGCUAACUAAUGCUUAGUAAGAACUAAUUGGUCGUCGAUGGUGUUUGUGUGUAAAGGGAAAGUGAUUGUCUGUGAUUUUUUUAAGCGACUUUUUUAUAUAUAUGGAAAAUAAAAUAUUGAAAUUUCUUAACAGUAAGAAUAGCACUCUUGUGAUUUUACAUUAGAUAUUUUAUUAGUUGAUUUCAUUUUUUGUACAAUACGAUAGGGUAAAGUAGAGGGGCGGGGAUGUGUGUGGGGGAGGGAAGGCGGGUUGAGUGUACAUACAUAAUAUAGAUGUAAAAAAAUUUAAUAUUGGCAUAAUAGAAAAGGGCAUUGUCAAGAUGUUUUGCAAUUUGGUAAGACCAUGCGCUUGUUUAAGUUGAGUCGUGUAGGCUUCAGAAACCGCCUCUGGAAUCCAAAUUUCAGGGGUCCUGAUACGAAUUUAUCCAUUUGAGGCUACGCGGCUCGUUAAAUAUUUAGCGAAUCAAUUGAUUUUUAUACAGGGUUUCAGGAUAUAAUACUCUACCUAUCAGCAGAAUGCUCUAACAAUAAAUUGGAUGAAGUUAAGCCUAAAAUACUUAAAAAUAUCCUUAAAACUUAAGGGGACCUUAAAUAUUAUUGAAUCGUUUGACAUUUUGCUCACAUGUACAGCAAAUGGCACUACAAAAGACAGCAAUUAAUGACUUAAGACGUUGACCUUAAUAAUUUUAUUAAAGUUUCAUUAGUUUUAAGAAAUUCGAAGUCAUCACACGCUGAUAAAAUUAGCUAAAUAUCUUAGUACAAAAAUGAAAAAAUAUACAAGUAAUAUGCUUUCAAAACAAGGGUUAGGUAAUUACCUAAAACCCUGUAUAAAUCUAGCAUUCUUAAUUUAAUCUAGCGAAUUUUUAUAGUGGUAACAAUAUUGCGGGUUCUUUUUGUUAGUUUAAUGUGAGUAAGUAGUAUGUAUAAAUGUUAUGUUUGCUUUAAAUUCAAAUUGGAUAUUAUACACCACUACUUUUUUAUCAUCAUAAAAAAUUAAGGGCGAAUAAGUAAAGAAAAUUUUUAUUGUUUUAAAUGUGCAAUCGCAUUUUUUUUAAAUGCUGUUAACAGCAGUGUGUUUUUAGUUUUGUAUAAAUGUGUGGACAUACUAUACCCAUUUACGCUAUGAAUAACAAAACGAAUUUUAUUUACGCUAACAAUAUUUUGCCCAAUUAUUGCUAUUUUUUUUUAUGGAUUUUGUAGCACACUCGAUUUAAUUUUUUUAAACUGCGUAAGCUUAAGUACCUAUUGAAUUCUGACUAAACAGAUUUGUUUUAUGAUAAUAAAAAAUCAGUGGUGUAUAAAUGUGGGCGAGAUAGGUUUUGAUGAGUGUGAGUGAUAUGGCUCCACUUUAAGUGUUUCUGGUCUUUUAUGGUAUUUAGCUUUGUGUUUUCACUUCUCACUAUUGCUUAAUUGAAGUGCGUGUUGGAGCAUUUAAAUGUUGUCAUCGUAUUAUGAAUAUUUGAAGGCCAUAUUAUAUUAGUGAUAUUUUUCUAGUUGAAUUUUCGUUUUUUUUUUUUUUAUCAAUACAUAUAAAAUGAAAAACACUGACUCACUUACUGCCUGACUUAUUAAUGAGAAUGUCAUAAUAUUGAUUUACUUUGAAAUUUUUGCCCCUCUGUACUAGUCAAUAAUUAUAUAUUUAGUUAAAAGUAUUCUUUGUGUAGUACAAUUUAUAUGAUAUAUUUAUCAGUUAUUUUUUUAUUAAAUAAUCACGGCAUGGUAUAUUAAUAAAAUAUAUUUAAAUUAAUUAAAAAUAGCAUAUUUAUUUUGUUACGAUGAUUUUUGAAGAUCUCAAUCAAAUGCUACAUCGCGCACUACUAUUUCAAUAUAAAAUGUAAAAAUUCUGUAAAAAUCGAACUUUGAUACAGGUACUAUAAUAGUCCAUGUGCACUAAUUAUAAAUAUAUAUUGCGUAAUAACAAAUCCCACGUCACGUACCUACAUUCUGACUUAGGUAUAGAUAUUAUAUGGAAAAUAAAUUGUUCCAUUGUGGAAUUCUUAAAUUAAUAAAAAAAUGUUGCUAAAAUAUAUAA